Lucilia cuprina (Australian sheep blowfly) is the source of this 2545-nucleotide messenger RNA. RefSeq names its product protein mothers against dpp (gene Mad). Gene Ontology annotation, cellular component: heteromeric SMAD protein complex. Gene Ontology annotation, biological process: SMAD protein signal transduction; BMP signaling pathway; anatomical structure morphogenesis. Lineage: Eukaryota; Metazoa; Arthropoda; Insecta; Diptera; Calliphoridae. The transcript has 4 exons. The coding region runs from base 628 to 2061 and encodes 477 amino acids. The record is from RefSeq and is a predicted model, not a curated record. Gene Ontology annotation, molecular function: RNA polymerase II cis-regulatory region sequence-specific DNA binding; I-SMAD binding; DNA-binding transcription factor activity, RNA polymerase II-specific.
UCGUUAUUUACACCGUUAAUAGCUUACAUCGUCGUUUUUGAAGAAGCGCGCGCGAGUUUUACUGCAAAAAAAUUAAAAAUAACAGAAAGAGAGUCUACUAAAUGUCAUUAGAUACAGUGCUUGACAAAAAUACACAUAUUUAUAAUAAAAAUAUUAAAUAAAUAUCAUUUACAAAUAAAUAAAAAGCUGGAAAUAAUAAUUAUAAAUAUAUAUACAAAGGAAAAGAUAAUCAAGAAAUAUGCAAGAUGAAAAUACAUAUUUGAAUUUGUUUUCUAUAUUAUUCGUUAUUAAUUUAUAGCAUAUGUACAUAAACAUAUGCAAAAUGUAAUACAAUUUUUAAAGUGUUUUGUAAUUAUCAUCUUACAAGUUAUCAUCUACAAAGUUACUGGCGACACAAAAAAAAAAAAAAAACAUGUUGUAAUCUUUUAAUGUAUGAGAUUAAAAAAUGCAUACAUAAACAUGGAUAUGUACUUUGAGGAGGGUCGCUCCAUUGUGUAAAAUAUAAAGAAAAAAAAACGAACUUUUGUAAAGUGAAAAAGUAUUUUUGUUUUAUUUUUUUUUAAAAAUGAGUGAAAAUUAACUAUAGAAAUUAUACCAUUGGAUUAUGCUGAAUCUUAUUUUGCCAACAUGUACUAUUCGACUUCCAACAGUUAUCCCGGCUUUCGGGUAAAUUCCACGUUAAACAGAAUGGAUACCGAUGAUGUUGAAUCAACUUCAAGCAGUGCAAUGUCUAAAAUAGGAGCUCUAUUUACUUUCACUUCUCCAGCAGUUAAAAAAUUACUCGGUUGGAAACAGGGAGAUGAAGAGGAGAAAUGGGCAGAAAAAGCAGUCGACAGUUUGGUCAAAAAAUUAAAAAAAAGACAGGGUGCUAUUGAAGAAUUAGAGAGGGCGUUAUCAUGUCCAGGGCAGCCAUCAAAAUGCGUGACUAUACCAAGAUCAUUAGACGGAAGAUUACAGGUUUCACAUCGCAAAGGUCUGCCACAUGUCAUUUAUUGUCGCGUAUGGCGCUGGCCCGAUCUGCAGUCACAUCAUGAACUUAAACCAUUAGAGAUAUGUCAAUAUCCCUUUAGUGCUAAACAGAAGGAAGUAUGCAUUAAUCCCUAUCAUUAUAAAAGGGUUGAAAGUCCCGUUUUACCCCCCGUAUUAGUACCGCGUCACUCGGAAUUUGCACCGGGUCAUUCAAUGCUACAGUUCAAUAAUAUCGGCGAGUCGACAAUGCCACACAAUGUCAGCUAUUCAACCGCCGGGUUUAACAAUCAUCUCAGUCCCAACAGCCCGCCUAUGACAUCGGUUGGCAGUCCUAGUUCUGUUAAUUCCAAUCCAAAUUCACCAUACAGUAGCAUGGCUGAGACACCUCCCCCAGCCUACAGUCCCUCUGAGGAUGGUAAUUCAAAUAAUCCGAAUGAUGGUUCGCAAAUGCUAGACGCUCCUAUGGGCGAUGUGGCCCAGGUUAGUUACCAAGAACCAGCAUUUUGGGCUUCGAUUGCGUACUAUGAAUUGAACUGUCGUGUGGGUGAAGUAUUUCAUUGCAAUAAUAGUUCAGUGAUCGUUGACGGUUUUACAAAUCCUUCAAACAAUUCGGAUCGUUGCUGUUUGGGUCAGUUGAGUAACGUUAAUCGCAACAGUACAAUCGAAAACACCAGACGUCAUAUAGGAAAAGGUGUUCAUCUCUAUUAUGUUACCGGCGAAGUUUAUGCUGAAUGUCUCUCCGAUUCAGCCAUAUUUGUGCAAUCACGCAAUUGUAAUUAUCAUCACGGCUUCCACCCUAGCACUGUGUGCAAAAUACCACCAGGUUGUUCAUUAAAAAUCUUUAAUAAUCAAGAAUUUGCUCAACUACUAUCACAAUCCGUCAAUAAUGGCUUCGAGGCCGUUUAUGAACUUACAAAAAUGUGUACAAUACGCAUGUCAUUUGUGAAGGGCUGGGGAGCGGAAUACCAUCGACAGGAUGUGACUUCAACGCCUUGCUGGAUUGAAAUCCAUUUACAUGGACCAUUGCAAUGGUUAGAUAAAGUUCUUAUACAAAUGGGUUCACCACACAAUGCAAUAAGUUCGGUGUCGUAAAACUAUUGAAUACGCUAAUACAGGAUGAGAAAAACAACAACAUAAAAGUUGUAAGCAUAUUAAGGAGACGAUAAACAGAUGUUUUAUUUUCAUUUAAUUUUAAGAAAGAUAUAUAGAGUUAAGGUAAAACAAUUGAAUUAAUUUUAAAAUGAAACAAUUGAAUUAAUUUUUAAUUUAAAAUAGACGAUGAUUUGGGAAGAUGCGAUGAUAAUAAGGAAAAAGAUUGAAAAGCAGUUUAAAAGACCAUCAUUUCUAUUUUUAUUGUCCUUUUUUUAUAUUUUGUUUGAAAAGCAACAAAAAGUAAUGCCUACUAGUAAAAAUUUCAUAAAUAUUUGUGAAAUUUACAAUCGUUUUGUAGUGCUUUUGACGUACAAAGAUACGACAUCGAAUGUAAAUUGAACAAUUAAUUUAUUUUUCAUACAAAUUAUUGUAUGUUUUAAUUAAAAAAAUAAUAAUAAUAAAAAAGUAUCAUUAUUAAAAAUUA